Molecule: messenger RNA, 957 nt
Organism: Diutina rugosa
Lineage: Eukaryota; Fungi; Ascomycota; Pichiomycetes; Serinales; Debaryomycetaceae
Product: F-box protein
Exons: 1
Coding region: 1-957 (318 amino acids)
Molecular function (GO): protein binding
Source: RefSeq, a predicted model, not a curated record
AUGACCGCGUCUCCUCGAGACGACGGUGCGGAGUCGGCGUUGUUGCGUCUUCCCGACGAUGUGUGGCGGGUGGUAUUUAAUCUCCUCGACGCUGGCGACGUCGUCAACCUAGCCAGCACCAGCAAGUGGAUACGGAGCUGGCUCACCCCCUCGGUGUUUUGCCGCGCCAAGUGUACCUGGGAGAUGGCUAAACACCGCCCGCCUCACCCGGAGAUCAUCAGCCAGCUCCGCAUUACCAACCAUCUGCUGUACUCGGAGUGGAGCGUCGACGUAUUUCCUCGCCUCCGCACCUACCCCAAACUACAACACUUGCUUAUCAAUACCAUCGACCUGGCGUCGUGGCUACGUUACCGUCGGUUCCCCCACUUGGCUCGACUCACUCUCUACCAUCUGCUGCCGGCCAAGAAGCCGCGGUUCUUUGAUCUAAACUCGCUUAAUGACUUCGUCUGCUUGACGUUCCUUGAAAUCCACGAUUAUCAUUUUUUGUGGAGCAGGGAAGCGGUACCCGUGGUAAAUCUAGUCGAGGUGGUGUUGGUGGGGUGUUCGUGGGAAUUCCCAUUUCGACUAUCUCAAUUUAACCCUGGUCAAUUCCUCGAACGGCUCAGUCUUAGUUACCAGGCUAACGACACCUUCGUCAAUUCGCAGCUAUUGAUGGAGUUCCUCACUAAACCCGAUGCCGAAAUGGAUAGUCUCCGCCGACUAGAAGUGGCUUGUCCUCGGUCGCUAUCGCCGUCGACGUUCAAUCGCCUCACGCAUAACUUUACUCAUCUACACCAACUAAAGCUUACGAAAUGGUCGGUCACCACCCCGAAAUUUGUCGCCCUCUACCUUAAUCGAGCUAGUCUUGGCAAACUCACUCAUUUGACGGUGGAGAUCCCCGAUGCUGAAGUCGCCGCUGAUAUCGAGGACCAAGUGCAUCGGGAAUUUGGUGGCCUUUACUUCUUCACGUCGGCAUAG